UAUGUGACAGGUGCUACAGAGAAAAUGUUUUCAUCCACAUUUGCUAGAGGUCUUAAAAUUUCUGCUGGUCUCCCAGUGUCGGAGGACAUAGGAGGUACAGUGUUUGCAAUCCCUUGGGGGCUGGGGAGCGGAGGCUCUCUCCCGUUGUCCUGGGUCUGUGGCAGAGGCUGCUCCCAUCCCCCUGCUGUGAGGCAAUCACACCCCCUGCUGUGGCUGUAAGGUGAGGCGGGCCCACCCCCCUCACUGCUGCUGCGGCAGUCAGGAGGGAGGCAGGGGGAGGAGGGGGAUGUUGGGGCUGCCGAAGGGACAAAGGGAUUGGGGAAAGGGUAUGGAGUAGGGGCGGGGAUCAGGGAGAAGAAAGGGUUAUGGGAAGAAGGAAUGAGCACAUGGUCAGCGCCAUUGUUCUCCAGCACGUGGAGUGUGGGUCCCAGGGGACCUGCAGCAUGGCCAGAGCCCUGUGGAGUUAUCCCACCCCUGGAUGAGUCAGCCCGAGAAAAACCCGGGGCGAUUUUUGAUGAAUCUGCCAAAAAAGAUGAGGAAGUUUUUCGCAUGGCAGUUGCUGAUCUCAAUCAGAAUGAUGAAAUCUUACAAACAGAGAAAAUCACAUGUUCAGUGACAUUUGUGGAUGGCAACAACCCUUUCCAGGCUGUUCAGGAAGCCUGUGACCUGAUGAACCAAGGCAUCCUGGCCCUUGUCAGCUCCAUCGGCUGCACGUCAGCAGGAUCCCUGCAGUCUCUGGCCGAUGCCAUGCACAUCCCUCACCUCUUCAUCCAGCGCUCCAUGACAGGAACGCCAAGGAGCGGCUGCGGGCUCACCAGGAGCAACCGCAACGAUGACUACACGCUCUCCGUGCGGCCCCCUGUCUACUUAAAUGAUGUCAUCUUGAGAGUGGUCACAGAGUAUGCCUGGCAGAAGUUCAUUAUUUUUUACGAUAAUGACUAUGAUAUCCGUGGAAUACAAGAAUUUUUAGACAAAGUAUCUCAACAGGGAAUGGAUGUAGCCUUACAGAAAGUAGAAAACAACAUCAGUAAAAUGAUCACGGGGCUCUUUGCCACUAUGAGAAUAGAAGAACUGAACCGCUACCGGGAUACCCUGAGACGGGCCGUUCUCAUAAUGAACCCUUCCACAGCCAAAUCAUUCCUGACAGAGGUUGUGGAGACUAAUUUGGUUGCUUUUGACUGUCACUGGAUCAUUAUAAAUGAGGAAAUAAAUGAUGUGGAUGUGCAGGAGCUGGUGAGAAGGUCAAUUGGAAGGUUAACAAUUAUUCGACAGACAUUUCCAGUCCCCCAAAACAUUAGCCAGCACUGUUUCCGUGGCAACCACAGAAUAUCUUCAUCACUGUGUGAUCCGAAGGACCCUUUCUCCCAAAGCAUGGAGAUUUCAAACCUGUAUAUAUAUGACACUGUCCUCCUGCUGGCAAAUGCCUUUCAUAAGAAGCUGGAGGACAGGAAAUGGCACAGCAUGGCCAGCCUCACCUGCAUCAGGAAGAACUCUAAACCCUGGCAAGGAGGGCGAUCAAUGUUGGAAACCAUCAAGAAGGGUGGAGUGAAUGGCUUGACUGGAGAACUGGAAUUUGCAGAAAAUGGGGGGAAUCCCAAUGUGCAUUUUGAAAUUUUGGGGACAAACUAUGGAGAAGAUCUUGGCAGAGGUAUCCGCAAGCUUGGCCGCUGGAAUCCCGUAACUGGUCUGAAUGGGUCACUAACAGACAGAAAGCUGGAGAACAACAUGCGAGGAGUGGUUCUGCGUGUGGUGACCGUGCUGGAAGAGCCUUUUGUUAUGGUGUCUGAAAAUGUUCUGGGAAAACCAAAGAAGUAUCAGGGUUUCUCAAUAGAUGUGUUGGAAGCCUUGGCCACUUACCUCGGCUUUAAAUAUGAAAUCUAUGUAGCACCAGAUCACAAAUAUGGGAGUCCUCAGGAUGAUGGGUCGUGGAACGGCCUGAUAGGAGAACUGGUGUUUAAGAAAGCUGACAUCGGGAUCUCUGCCCUGACCAUCACCCCCGACAGGGAGAAUGUGGUAGACUUCACGACACGCUACAUGGACUACUCGGUGGGCGUGCUGCUGCAGAAGGCAGAGAAGACAGUGGACAUGUUUGCCUGCCUGGCCCCGUUUGACCUCUCCCUGUGGGCCUGCAUUGCUGGCACGGUGCUCUUAGUAGGGCUCCUUGUCUACCUCUUGAACUGGCUCAACCCCUCACACCUUCAGAUGGGAUCCAUGAUAUCUACAACUCUCUACAACUCCAUGUGGUUUGUCUACGGAUCCUUUAUGCAUCAAGGAGGAGAGGUUCCAUACACAACCCUGGCAACCCGACUGAUGAUGGGAGUCUGGUGGCUUUUUGCUUUGAUUGUCAUCUCCUCCUACACGGCCAACCUAGCAGCUUUCCUCACCAUCACACACAUUGAGAACUCCAUCCAGACUCUCCAGGAUCUCUCAAAGCAGACGGACAUUCCGUACGGCACUGUCCAGGACUCGGCCAUGUACGAGUACGUGCGGGUGAAAGGGAUGAACCCCUUCGAGAGGGACAGCAUGUACUCCCAGAUGUGGCGCAUGAUCAACAGGAGCAACGGCUCCGAGAACAACGUCCUUGAGUCUGCAUCAGGCAUUCAGAAGGUGAAAUAUGGGAACUACGCCUUUGUGUGGGACGCGGCAGUGCUGGAGUACGUGGCCAUCAACGACGCUGAGUGCUCCUUCUACACGGUCAGGAACACUGUCACGGACAGAGGAUACGGGAUCGCCCUGCAGCAUGGAAGCCCCUACCGAGACAUCUUCUCACAAAGGAUUCUAGAGCUGCAGCAGAAUGGCGACAUGGACGUACUGAAGCAUAAGUGGUGGCCGAAGAACAGUCAGUGUGAUCUUUACUCAUCUGUGGAUACCAAACAGAAAGGAGGUGCCCUGGACAUAAAAAGUUUUUCAGGUGUUUUCUGCAUCCUCGCUGCAGGGAUUGUCCUAUCCUGUUUCAUUGCAAUGUUGGAAAUGUGGUGGAAUAAAAGGAAAGGCUCCCAAGUUCCAUCAAAAGAGGACGACAAGGAGAUCGACCUGGAGCACCUCCACAGGCGCGUGAACAGCCUCUGCACAGAUGAGGACAGUCCCCAUAAACAGUUCUCCACCUCAUCGAUUGACUUGACCCCGCUGGACAUUGACACUUUACCCACACGUCAGGCACUGGAGCAAAUCAGUGACUUCAGGAACACUCACAUCACCACAACCACUUUCAUACCAGAGCAGAUCCAGACUCUAAGCCGCAGGCUGUCUGCUAAAGCCACCUCGGGAUUCUCCUUUGGCAGCAUGCCCGAUCACCGAACUGGCCCUUUCAGGCACAGGGCACCCAACGGGGGCUUUUUCAGAAGCCCCAUCAAAACAGUGUCAUCUAUCCCUUACCAACCAACUCCUACCCUGGGCCUGAAUAUUGGUAGUGACCCAGACCAAGGCACUUCCAUAUGAGCAUCAGAACAAGUUUCUUCACUGUUUCUUAUUUAAGACUCCCUUUACAAGGAGCAGCUGUAAUACUGUGGGACUAACAUGGAUGUAACCUUUCUUCUUUUCCUUAGUUUUUGGUUUUGAGGGUUGGGUUUUAAUUCAUUUGGGGGUUAUUUUCUGUUCAGGGGUUGUUUUGGGGGUUUUCUCUUUAUUUUAUUUAAGAAUCAGAAUUAUUAAUAGCAACUCUUCCUCCUCCUCUUCUCUGCUUUCUCAAUCUGGUCUCUUCUGCCUCCCCUUAUUCUCUGUACUACUUGAAUCACUUAUUCUUUGGCUUAUCACCGUGUUAGGUUUUGGUUACUUCAAGCUUUUCAUAUACUUUAAAUAUAGGAAACUGUUGCUAUGGUUUUCGGACGGCACAGAAAUAACAACAUGACUCUCCAUGAUGGUAAAGAUGAGAGCAAACUUUAUUCUUCUAAAUUCUACUUUUAUAGAGUAGUUCGGUACAAAGAACCUGAUUGGUUAUUCAGCGUCUACACUCUUUUGUAAAUAUUUCUUUCCAGUAAACAUGUUGGAAAAACACCACCUGCAGAUAGUUUCUCACUUCCCAAGGUUUGUUUGAAUUCCUCUUUAAGAUUUCUCACCCUAACAUGAGAAAGUUGUUCGCCUGCCUUUCACACAGACAGUAGCACAGCCUGAAGCCUAAAUUCAGACCAAUGUCAGGCCCACAGGAAACGAGCAGCAAUUCAUGCAUAGGAAAACCCUGAGGAUUACUUUACAGAAGGGCAUUCGCUCCUCCUCCCCCACCACCUUUUUCUAUUAUAAUUGCAAUAACUGAAGUAUUUUUCAUGUACUCUGCUGCAUCCAGUCAGUGCUCCACUGCUGUGUCCUUUUAACUGUGGACCAAAGGCAAACCCUGCAGUUUAAAAAACUGAAAAUUAAAAAAAAGGCAAAAAGACAAAAAAACAGAAAUAAAAGGAAAACAAAUGAAGUUCAAAGAUCAUUCAGGCCCCAUAAUAUAAGAAUGCAAUUUUGUAAGAUUACAAAAAGCCAUUACUGUGCCAGUAAAGACUACAGUUAAAUCUACUUUUGCACUGCAACAGUGCAUAUGACCUUUAUGUAAUUGUAUAGUAUUAAAAGUUUUUCUUAUGUACAGUAAACUGUGUCAUGUGGCAGAAGCCUCUGUUGUGUUAAAUAAAUUAGUAUCUCAUACAUAUAUAUAUAUAUAUACACACAUAUACGCACAGGUAUGUGUACAUAUAUAUACAUGUAUAUAUAGCUAUAAAAUGGCUGCUGUUGCUAUUGUAAUUCAUUUAAUAAAGCUUUAGUAAAAAUGUGUUGUAUACAGGAGUGAUGUACAGUGCAGGGUGUCUUUUCAUUUAGAAAAGACAGGUUGCUUUAACAUUAUUCUGACUUGCAUCGUUUGCCAACAAAGCAUAUUUUAUACUUUUCCAUUAGAGCAUCUAAGGCAAUUUAACAUUUGUACCUAGAUGUAACUCCUUUGGUUAGGUUUUGCAUUGGCUUUUGAGCAUUCUAUAAGGCUAAUCUUGAUAAUUGUCCUUUUAAUUAAUUAAACAAAUGGAACUCUCUCUUAGAUAUACCAUGUUCAUGAACAACUCAUAUAGAUCUAGAGCAGUUAAACAUGGAUCAAAGGUCAAUAAAUCCUUUUCCAAGUCAGCAUAGUUGAUCAAUACAAUAAUGGCAUUAGUGGAGGAAAAAAAAAAGCCCUUAUGAUACACAGAUGUGGCCUUAAUUGUAAUCAUAUAUUGUUCUAAGGGAAAAAAUAUAAACUGGCACUCAGUUUAAUCCUUUCUAAGUUAAGUUAGAUUUAGAGGAGCUAUAUAUUUUUUACAUUAGUGCCAACUAUAUAAAGCAAGAAAAAAACCAGCAGUGAGAGCAAAAACCGGUGCCCACUUUAGCACCAGCUUUUUCAAGUAACACUGUUACCUGUUAGAAAUGUAGGAAGAGCUUUCAAUUUGUAAUCCCUAAACUAAAAAUGCGGUUAAGUAGAAAGCAAGCGGUUUCUCCUGUGAGUUUUUUUGUUUGGUUUUCUUUUUAAUGCAACCAUAUAUACACUUAUUUUAAUCUAACUCAUUCUUUGGCUAAGAUUAAUAGGAAUCAGCCUAUGUGAUUCGCUUUCGGAUAAAUUAAAAGUUAUAUUCUUCAGAUCUAUUCUAUUUUGAUGCUAAUUCUGUUCUGGGGAAGCAUCUUGUACUGUCACUAUUUUUUGUACUAAAUCUUCAAAUACUGUCUACUGUGUAAGGCAGAACAAAUUCUUAUUGUGCAAAAGGCCAUUUUGUUUCCAGGGUAGCAAGUGUCUGAAAGCAUGCACAGCUUGCUUCCCCCUUGUAACAUUCAUGAACUCAUCCACACUUCUGAGUAAAAGAAAAAAAAAAAGGAAAAAAAAAUUCUUUCCAACAAGCUACAUAGGGACAUACCAGAUGUUGCAGUGAUUUUAGCUAUUAAAAACCUGUUAACCAUGUACAAUAUUUAAAAUAGACCUAUUUUGAUGUGUUGCCUAUUAUACAGAUACACAAAACACUUCUGGGAGCCCUCAGUUACAAUUGGCAGAGCUUUCUGUGUAUAAUUUGUCUAAAUAAUUUGUCUAAUAAAAUUGUUUUCUAAACUUGCGUUUCUGUCGCGGUGCCUUUAAGAGAACUCAGUCUCUCUGCCUGCCCAGGCUAGCUGAGGCACCACAGCAGGCUAAAGGGUACAGCUAGGCAAGUCACACAAGCCUGCUGAUCCCUGUGAGUUCUUGU
Prinia subflava (tawny-flanked prinia) is the source of this 6170-nucleotide messenger RNA. RefSeq names its product glutamate receptor ionotropic, delta-2-like. Gene Ontology annotation, cellular component: postsynaptic density membrane; plasma membrane. The coding region runs from base 379 to 3438 and encodes 1019 amino acids. The transcript has 16 exons. Gene Ontology annotation, molecular function: transmitter-gated monoatomic ion channel activity involved in regulation of postsynaptic membrane potential; glutamate receptor activity. The record is from RefSeq and is a predicted model, not a curated record. NCBI's taxonomy places the organism in Eukaryota, Metazoa, Chordata, Aves, Passeriformes, Cisticolidae. Gene Ontology annotation, biological process: monoatomic ion transport; synaptic transmission, glutamatergic; modulation of chemical synaptic transmission.